Molecule: messenger RNA, 735 nt
Organism: Ophidiomyces ophidiicola
Lineage: Eukaryota; Fungi; Ascomycota; Eurotiomycetes; Onygenales; Onygenaceae
Exons: 1
Coding region: 1-735 (244 amino acids)
Source: RefSeq, a predicted model, not a curated record
AUGAAAAGCCCAACGUCUCAGCAAGGCCCACAGUGCCAGUUCAGCGGGGAGGCCUGCUCUACUGAUUCUCCACACUAUCGCAAGGUCAUUUCCCAUAUAUUUGGGAGGAAUAAGCGUUGUACUAUUGGAGUUCCCAAUUUUGUGUGGAUUUACUACUGUCGCAAGCACUAUCAGCGUGCCAGGUAUCGAACUGGCGAAUGGCCAUUCAGACAAUGUGAUUUGGCCAUCGAUACUAUCAAGAAUAUGCGUUCCUGGGGGGGUGUGGACAGCUUUAAUCUACAACUUCGCCGCCGAGAGACAAAGCGAUCGACAGAAGAGGAUGAGAUUUGUGAGGGGAGUGACUUGGUUGUCAAUAAUAAGCGUCGAUCCCAUGCAAGCGAUGAAGACUCAUCCGGCGACUUUGUUAUAAACCUGGAGGAUGAGCUCAGUGCUGCGGAAACCCCGGAACCUCGAGAGACCCUGAAGAAACGAUCUCCAAGAAUCACCCCUCGCCCGGUUCCAGGCUGGCUCCAUGACUAUCUUGGUGGCGAGAAGACUUUUUCAGAAAUUUUGCGCAUGCUUCGCGAUCUCCGGCAACACAUGCACGAACUGGUCGAAAACGGCGAGGAUGCCCAUUUCCCGGAUAUCGAAAUCUUGCCCAAUCUCCGCCAGAAACAUACUCAGUCUCGCCGCGAACCAAGCAAAAACCGUCGGACUACAUCUCGUGGAGGUAUUCGAAAGGUCGCAAAGAAGUAA